Myiozetetes cayanensis is the source of this 652-nucleotide messenger RNA. It is a transcript of the gene RPL38, whose product is annotated as ribosomal protein L38. Gene Ontology annotation, biological process: protein-RNA complex assembly; translation. The record is from RefSeq and is a predicted model, not a curated record. Gene Ontology annotation, cellular component: ribosome; cytosolic large ribosomal subunit. Gene Ontology annotation, molecular function: structural constituent of ribosome. The transcript has 5 exons. The coding region runs from base 21 to 581 and encodes 186 amino acids. Lineage: Eukaryota; Metazoa; Chordata; Aves; Passeriformes; Tyrannidae.
GGAAUAAGGUGGAAUCGUAGAUGGAUCAUCCCCCGCGAGAGAUGAGGCUGAGGAAACUGAGGCUCGGGGAACUGCGACCAGCCCGCGCGCUGAUAGCCUUGCUCCACCUUCCCAGCAGUGCACGGGUGGAUCGGGGACGCUGGAAGAGCCCAUCGUUCCCUUCACACCGCGCUCUGCCCAUCGUGGGGGGGAAGCUGAGCCCGCGCCAACUCAUCGCACGUCCCGCCAUGGCCCGCACGGUCGCGAUCGGGAGCAGUUUGUGCCCCCGCGCGCGCCGUAGGGGAUAUAGUGCCCGGGUGCGGAAGCGCGGCGGGCACUUCCUGCUUGUGGCGGCGGCCGAGGGUUGGAGCGACCGAGGCGCUGGGACCAUGCCUCGCAAGAUUGAGGAGAUCAAGGACUUCCUGCUGACAGCACGGAGGAAGGAUGCCAAGUCCGUGAAGAUCAAGAAGAACAAGGACAAUGUGAAGUUCAAGGUGCGCUGCAGUCGGUACCUCUACACCCUGGUCAUCACCGACAAGGAGAAGGCCGAGAAGCUGAAGCAGUCCCUGCCCCCAGGUCUGGCCGUGAAGGAGCUGAAAUGAGCCGGGAUGAGUUGUUCCCCUGUCGGAUUCUCCAUGUUUGUUACAAUAAAUAAAACACUGUUCUGGUGUCA